Messenger RNA from Anolis carolinensis (green anole), 3280 nucleotides. It is a transcript of the gene esm1, whose product is annotated as endothelial cell specific molecule 1. Lineage: Eukaryota; Metazoa; Chordata; Lepidosauria; Squamata; Anolidae. The coding region runs from base 444 to 1001 and encodes 185 amino acids. Gene Ontology annotation, cellular component: extracellular region. Gene Ontology annotation, molecular function: integrin binding; hepatocyte growth factor receptor binding. The transcript is spliced from 3 exons. Gene Ontology annotation, biological process: angiogenesis; positive regulation of hepatocyte growth factor receptor signaling pathway. The record is from RefSeq and is a predicted model, not a curated record.
UCCUGUCCUGAAGGAAGGUAUGUGUAACCUACUACUGCUCUCCCCCCACCAUCCCACCCCUAUGUGCACUUUUCUGGCAGACGCCCUUGAGCAUUUGAGAGACGGAUGUGAGAGAAUUUUCAGUCUAUUGGAAAACAACCCAACUAAACAUAACAGAUUACAUCAGCUCAGGCUUUUCAAUUCCUGGAUGGCAGUAGCAACACUAAUCCAACCUUCAUCCUGGAUUUCGCAAAGUAAAACAAGGGAGGCUGGCAAGAGGACAGAUUGAGGAAAUUGACGACUGCAGGCCUUGUGGGCAAUAGGCUGUAUAAAGCUCAAAAGCCUGUAUGCUGAACUCCAGCUACUACUUUGGGUUCUUCACUGCUGCAUCCUAGAGAAGACCUCAGGGCUGACUUUUUAAAACCUGUUCUCUGGAGUGAAUAGUGCCUUUAUCACCGAAAGAGAUGAAUGGGUUUCUAAUCUUCACUUUAUUUCUGGUCCCCAUGUAUGUUGGAGCUACCUGGAGUGCAAAAUAUGCAGUAGAUUGCCCUGAGUCUUGCAACAGCAAUGAAUGUAAAAACCCAGUUCACUGCAAGCGGAUGGUGCUGGAUGACUGCGGCUGCUGCAGGGUCUGUGCUGCAGCUUUGGGGGAGACUUGCUACCGGACCGUUGCAGGGAUGGAUGGUGUCAAAUGUGGACCUGGACUGAAGUGUCAAUUUUUUUCUGAAGAGGAUGAUUUUGGUGAUGAGUUUGGUAUCUGCAAAGAGUGUCCUUAUGGUACAUAUGGACUGGAAUGCCGAAGAACAUGCAAUUGCCCAUCUGGCAUAUGCGACAGAGUGACUGGGAAGUGUUUAAAGUUUUCAUUUUUCCAGCUGGCUGUCUCAAAACCUCCCAACCGACGGAAAUUAAUUUCACAUGCAGAAAAUGACAUGGGAUCCGGUGAUGAUAAUUCUGUAAAAGAAGAUUUUGUCAAUGAAAAAGCCAUUCACUCCCCAGUAAUGAAAUGGCUAAACCCUCGCUGAUAUUAACCUAUACGGGACUUUAAACCAAUGCUGUCUUCAGACUUAUAAUUAAUAUUCAACAACCCACUUUAAAGGCCAUAGAUCUCCAGCAAAGGAACUGGUAAUGUGUAAUAAAAUCUAUUCUGUAUAUCAUCUGGAAAAAGAAACAUGAAUUUUCUGUAUAAGACUAUGUACAGUGUACAGCACAUGAUUUUUAGAACAUGUUUUGGUAAUAAUUUGACUAGUAAAUGCAUGAUGGUAGCAAAUGCUUUUUGAAUUGUUGAAUGUAAAAUUACUGUUGAUUAAAAAAAAUACAAGAAUUUAAAACCAGCAGCCAUCUCAAGCCUGAAAGCCCUGCAUAAAAUAUCCAGUCAUCUUAAAAUAAGAAAUGUAUGAUAAUAAAAGUUAGGAAUUGCAGUUUGUAACCAACAUUCUUGAUUGAAUUCUGCAACUUGCUUAAAAUCAGCAGGGGUAAUCAUGCAGCUUUCCAGAUAUGCUACUAGAUUCCAUGGCCAAAAUUACUGAGAUAUUUUCAAAGAAAUGUUCCCUUAAUACAUUUUUAACAUUUACCACUCUCAUUAAACACACUUUCUGUGUCAAAUUAUGACUGAAAGCAACUAUCUUGUCCAAAGCUAGACUGCUUCAGUCUCAACAGCUACAUUGGGAUGGAUUCUGUGCAACCUCAAACUUAAAGCUAAUUUUUAAGAAGAAAGGAUGAAGUGUUUCAUUUAUUUUCAAAAUACCAUCAACUAGAUAUCUGCAGUUUAUAAUAUUCAUCACCAAUUUAGCCAGCACGAGUAGCGGCAGCUGUGUUUUGAAAAGCGUUUUACACACAGAUACAUCACAGUGGCUCUUGAUUGUGUCUAAAUAUUAUAGCCAAUACUCAUUGUGAAUAAUGCCAGGGAUAUGGAACUAAAAGAGCUUCACCAGGACUGUUGGGAAGUGGAAUCAAAGAGGAAACCUUGCUAUUAUCAACAGAAAGGUGGGAGGGAUUCAAACAUUGUCAGCCCCCACAGACCUCAUGAUUGCAUUGCAUUAUGGUCACCAUAAGUUAGAAAUGUCUUGAAGGCAUACAACAACAUCAAUAUCAAUAUACAUGUGUUAUAUUUUACAAAAUAGAAAACACAGAAUUAUAGAGUUGGAAGGCAUCGCAAGAGCCAUCUAGUCCAGCCUCCUAAUACUGAAGAACCAAAAAUGGCAGACUUUGUGAAAUGAUGAGUUUGUUCACACACACACCUCUAGUGGUCAAUUUAUGGCUCUUUUUAUAUUUAAAGUGAGACCCUCCACCAUUUUGCUUUAGAUGUUCAUGGGGCAAAAGUUGGAAAAAGAAAAAGAAUGUCUGCUACUUUUAUGUCUGUUUUGAACCCAUGACAACAUGCUACGUGAGGAUCCGAGCUUUUAAAUAUUUCUCACAAACAUGGCAAUAUACUAAAUGGUUACAUCCAACAUUUACCCAUUCUCAUUUAUUUCAGUGGUAGAAUUGGGCUACAAUCAUAUACAUGCUUAGCUGAGAGUUAGCUGCAUAAACCUCUUCCCAAUGUGGUUGAGAGUAUCAAGAUAUUAAAGAUUCAGAAUAUUUGGAAAGGAAAUGAGCCGUAAAAAGGAAGGGGAGCCGUCUUAAAUGACUACUUUCCCAUUUAAGAAUGUACUGUAAAAGAGUUUGCUCUUAACUUCUGUGCAAUACUUCCACUGUUCUGGGACAGCCAAUCCUAAAUAUUAAUUUUCCCCUUUUGAAAUUAAUGAGAUUUUAAAAGUUUCAGAAUGUUAUCUCCUAGAUUUAAACCGUGUUCUUUACAGAUAACUGAAGUAUAAGCACUAAAAUUAGGAAUGGCUCUGCCUUCCAUAAGAGUAAAAUAAUUUUUUCUCCUUGGCAGCAGUACCAGAAUUUAGGCUAGCUUGAAUAUCUUAGCUGAGUUAGGAAUCUGAAGUGUUCACAAUGAGAGUUGCCAGCACAAUCAACAUUACAGGAGUGCAAACAAUCUCCCUAUUAAGUAAAUGGAUCAUUUGAAAACAAGUAAGAUUUGAAACUUCUCCAGGAAAUUUUGAGUUGAAAUAAAGGGAGCAAGCCGUUCAUGUGGUUUGGCAGGCAGGAUGAGAGAGUUUAUUGAAAUAGUGCUGUGAAUAUUUACAUGAAUUGAACUCUUUUGUCCCGGUCCUUUGCCAAAUAUUCAUGACCGUGCUAGAUCCUUGAAUGUGCAUAUAAUAAACUAUCUGUUAUUAGAAGAUAUUGUUAUUAUUGUUAUUAUUGUUGUUGUUGUUGUUAUAAUUAUCAUUGCUCAAUAAAAUGGAGAAAAAAUAUU